GUGGAUUGGUGGCUGGACAACAGAGCCUAGGACCAGCAUUCUAUGGUCCAGGAUUGAACAACCCCUUGGCCGUCCCUCUGAACCCCUUGGUGGCUCAACAGGCUCAGAGAAUCGCUGCCGCUAACCCCAACAUCAGAGUGAUUUCUCCUGACGAAGAGGACAGCUGGACACCAUAACCCACACCGUGGCUUGGUUGAUAGUACUCUCAGCUAGCAUACUGGGUGUCUGUGAUUCGAUUCCUGGCCUGUUGGAAACAUUGAGUAUGUUUCCUUACACCUGCUGUCCCUGUUCACCUAACAGUUGAUGCCGUGAUUGGGCACAUGAGCCAGGGGACAGGAGCUAUGAAUCGCCCCCUGCAACCAUAAUAAGCGUGUGAUCUGUGCCUUCCUGCUACACCAACACCACAGGAGGUUCAACCUGCGCUGCGGCAUUGCUGAUGGCGAGAACCCCUCAGAUGUGGGCGUCUUGGAGGUGGAUGCCGCCACUGCCACCAACAGCCUGGAGACUCAGAGACGUAGGAUGUGCUGUAUCUGACAUGAAAGUCCAGGAAUGGUGGGAAGAUCGACGACACAAGAAACUACACCUACGAGGGGAAGGUUCCUUCCCAGGAUCACCCUGGUGUGGAGAGCUGGAGUUCCUGGACGAGUUCAGAGAGGUGGCACAGACGGUCAUGUCCUGGCACUACACUGGUUCUCAUCCCAAUCAGUCUUCAGCAACCAAAGUCUGGAGAACUCCACCAUCUCCUCCACCCAGGGUGAUUCCGUGUGGCAUCCAGGCUUCCAGUGGCGCAGAGUGACCUAACCACGUCCAUAACGUAGCCAGAUAAGCGAUCUUCACGAGUCAGCGAUGAAGUCUGGUCAGCAGCCGUUCCAGAGAGUCUCCACAUCAAUGCCUGAGGCUCCAGUCGGCGAUGGAGUCUGGUCAGCAGCCGUUCCAGAGAGUCUCCACAUCAAUGCCUGAGGCUCCAGUCGGCGAUGGAGUCUGGUCAGCAGCCGUUCCAGUGUCUCCACAUCAAUACCUGAGGCUCCAGUCGACGAUGGAGUCUGGUCAGCAGCCGUUCCAGAGAGUCUCCACAUCAAUGCCUGAGGCUCCAGUCGGCGAUGGAGUCUGGUCAGCAGCCGUUCCAGUCUCCACAUCAAUGCCUGAGGCUCCAGUCGGCGAUGGAGUCGGUCAGCAGCCGUUCCAGUCUCCACAUCAAUGCCUGAGGCUCCAGUCGGCGAUGGAGUCUGGUCAGCAGCCGUUCCAGUCUCCACAUCAAUGCCUGAGGCUCCAGUCGGCGAUGGAGUCGGGUCAGCAGCCGUUCCAGUCUCCACAUCAAUGCCUGAGGCUCCAGUCGGCGAUGGAGUCUGGUCAGCAGCCGUUCCAGAGAGUCUCCACAUCAAUGCCUGAGGCUCCAGGUGCCGUGAACACUGUGUACUGUCUUCAAUCAACCAUUCAUCACAGCGAGUGAAAAGUGUGCCAAAAAGUGUGUCAAAGCCCGUGUGUCUUUCAUUUCAGGGCUCCGAGUUGCUGAAAAAACUCGUUUCAAUAAGAAUCGUGAAAAAAUCAUAUUAUGCCAUGAAAAACAGUGUUAAUUUCGAUUCAUAACGAGAGAAAAAAUCAACAGAAAAGUGAAAAAUUCAUUGUUGUAAACUACUGUAUUUGUAAAGUCACGGCACCGUGACUGGAGCAAAUAGUUUCGUCUUGGACCGAAACGUUGUCAAAAGUAGCUUAAGUACGAGUUAUUUGCUCCAGUCACGGUGCCGUGACUAUAUUUUCUGAUGAAAGUUAUUGUUGUGUGUAUAUUGACUGUAGUAGUGACUUAGGUCUUGACAGUGUCAAAGACAAGUCUAGUAGCAGAAUAUUGUGUCAGGAGAGUCUAAGAGACUUUAGAAGUUUGUUAUGACUUACGUAUCACUCGGUACAAAGUCAUAACAAACUUCUAAAGCCUCUAUUGACUCUCCUGACACAAUAUUCUGCUACUAGACUUGUCUUUGACACUGUCAAGACCUAAGUCACAACUACAGUCAAUAUACACACAAACUGUCUAUAUAAACUGUUUUGUAAUCUUAUAAAUAAAUUGCUUGA
Messenger RNA from Cherax quadricarinatus, 2067 nucleotides. The record is from RefSeq and is a predicted model, not a curated record. Lineage: Eukaryota; Metazoa; Arthropoda; Malacostraca; Decapoda; Parastacidae.